Messenger RNA from Spodoptera littoralis (African cotton leafworm), 696 nucleotides. The record is from the annotation of a GenBank genome assembly. Lineage: Eukaryota; Metazoa; Arthropoda; Insecta; Lepidoptera; Noctuidae.
AUGUUACUAAAGUUAUUAAUUUUUCUGUUGCCUGUACUGUGGAGGAUCGCAUCUUGUGUGCCAUCACAAACGAACGUCUUCAUCCGUAAAUACGAGCUGGAUGUGAACUCCUCAAAGAUCAUGCAGAAGGAUGAUAGAAAGCUGAUGCAGAAGUGGGCUGAUGAUUACCAGAUCAAACGCCUGGACAUCAGCAUGAAGUACCGGCUGCAGAUGGUGAAGCAUCAGGAACAUAGUUUGGGAGGCAAUGGAAAUGUUGUGUGGGUGAACUGCCUUUACGCCCACAGGAAAGAAACAAGACGAACAAUAAGGCUUUACCACGAUAACGAACACGAAUGCUUGAAGACUGCAGCCUCUAGAGAUGUGACCAUGAGAGAAAAUGUGGAGCAAAUUGAGAAACAGAUAACAAAUUGGAGAAAAGGUUACAGGUACUUACAGAACCUGUGCAAUGACGAAAAUGUAGGCAACAACAGGGCAAUGAACCAGUGUUUGGUUAGAUAUAUGCAAAACGAUAAUUUUGACGAGGUAAUCCAUAGACUAGUGAUUCUAAAACUUAGUACUAUGAAUGACCUGUACGCCUACUACAACUCCUCACUACAGGAGUUGGAGGAAUGUCUGAAGACACAGCUGUCCAUGUACCUGGAACGAAUACGAGCAGUCAUGGAUACUCUGUAUAAAUGCUACAAUAUUAAAACGUGA